Messenger RNA from Sciurus carolinensis (gray squirrel), 1129 nucleotides. RefSeq names its product calcyon neuron specific vesicular protein (gene Caly). The record is from RefSeq and is a predicted model, not a curated record. The coding region runs from base 270 to 941 and encodes 223 amino acids. Gene Ontology annotation, biological process: clathrin coat assembly; G protein-coupled dopamine receptor signaling pathway; endosomal transport. The transcript is spliced from 6 exons. Gene Ontology annotation, cellular component: membrane; endosome. Lineage: Eukaryota; Metazoa; Chordata; Mammalia; Rodentia; Sciuridae. Gene Ontology annotation, molecular function: clathrin light chain binding.
UGUCUGAUGUGGGAGGGGGUGUGUGCAGCCAGUCGCAGUGGUCCCUCCUCCAGCCCGGUCACCAUGGCAACCACAGCCUCGGUCUCGCGGCUCCAGCCCCUCGCCCGCCCCGCCCCCGGCUGCGAAGCGUCUGGAACUGCAUCCUCCGCAUCCACAUCCGCAUCCUCACCCUCCCGCGACCGCGUCCUGCAGCAGCUGGAGUAGGAAGCGCCUGUGAGCCAUUUCCACGUUUCUCCUUGUGGAGUGGGGGACGAGGACCACUGUCCACCAUGGUGAAGCUGGGCUGCAGCUUCUCAGGGAAGCCAGGCAAAGACCCUGGGGACCAGGAUGGGGCUGCCACGGACAGUGUCCCUCUGAUCAGUCCCCUGGAUGUCAGCCAGUUGCAGCCACCAUUCCCUGACCAGGUGGUCAUCAAAACGCAGACGGAAUACCAGUUGUCCUCCCCAGACCAGCCGAAGAAGUUUCCAGACCUGGAGGGACAGAAGCUGAACUGCAGCCACCCAGAAGAAGGGCGCAGGCUGCCCACGGCCAGGAUGAUCGCCUUUGCCAUGGCCCUCCUGGGCUGUGUGCUGAUCAUGUACAAGGCUAUCUGGUAUGACCAGUUCACCUGUCCGGAUGGUUUCCUGCUUCGGCACAAGAUUUGCACGCCGCUGACCCUGGAGAUGUACUACACUGAGAUGGACCCCGAGCGCCACCGCAGCAUCCUGGCUGCCAUCGGGGCUUAUCCGCUGAGCCGCAAGCACGGCACCGAGAUGCCCGCGGCCUGGGGAGACAGCUACCGCGCCGCCAAGGAGGUGCACAAGGGACCCACUCAGGCGGCGGCGGCGGCAGCUGCUGCAGCGGCAGCGGCCACCGAGCCCCCGGCGAAGCCCUCGACCAAAGGAGAGAAGGAGGAGGCCAGCAAGGUGGCGGGUAGCGCACCGCCCCCCGCCCCCCAAUAAGGGCCUGCCAGCCAGCCCGUCCCGGCGUUCCUCUGCCAGCUCCUGUGACCAGCGCGUCGCCCCGCUGCUCUCCCACCCGGUGUUUGUGCCCCUAUCCCCAGGCACCCCGCUGAAGCCCCCGCCCCGAGGGCCUCUGGCUCUGUCGCUUUUCUGUAAGUAAAGAUUCACGUUUACUGGCUCUUCUUGUC